Sphaeramia orbicularis (orbiculate cardinalfish) is the source of this 3000-nucleotide messenger RNA. RefSeq lists its product as uncharacterized. Gene Ontology annotation, molecular function: protein binding. NCBI's taxonomy places the organism in Eukaryota, Metazoa, Chordata, Actinopteri, Kurtiformes, Apogonidae. The transcript has 13 exons. The record is from RefSeq and is a predicted model, not a curated record. Bases 211 to 3000 code for a protein of 929 amino acids.
CAGGACACAGUUCACCUGAGACACACCAACACUUAGACUCUUCCAUCAGCCUUCCACAGAUUCAGGAAAUCCCCUCCGAUGUCUGACUGGGACAAUCAUGUGAGCUGAAGUCGUCCAGAACAGGAGUGAGUUUCACUGGACCACUGGGGACAUUUCCAUCACAGUGUCAUGAACACAUGUUUGUUGUGUGACUGAUGUGGACUCAGCAGAAUGGAUCAAUGUGAGGACAGAGAGGAGGGAGCCCCUUCCCCAAAGACCACCGACAGGACCCCCUUGGGACCUGGACCCGACAGACCCCUCAAAGCUCAGAGACCUGGACCUGGAUCAGGACCUGGACCUGGACCAGGACCAGGACCUGGACUCAGCUGUGUGUCCAUGAACAGUGAUGACUCCAUGGGUGUUUCAGAGACUCAAGUGGAGCAGCAGAGCUCAGAGGUUCCCAGUGAUCCACAGCAGCCGACUCAGGUGGACUCCACAUUUGAGGUAACACAGAUGGUGGCACUUAAAGAAAGUCUGUUGAAAAUUCUGGUCAAUUUGAUCGACGGUGAUUUUAAAAUGUUCAAGUGGUUUUUGACCAUUGAGGAACUACCCAUCCCAGUGAGUAAACUGGAGAACGCAGACCGGAUGGACACGGUGGAUCUGAUGGUCCAGGUCUACUACACAAAUACUCAGAGUGUCACUGUAAGGGUUCUAGAGAAGAUGGACAGGACUGAUCUGGUGAAGAAACUUUCAAAAGGCCUCCCAGUAUCUAAAGAGAGCAUUGACCAGUGUCGGCGAAAACUGAAGGUUAAGCUGAAACGGAAGUUUCUGCAUGUGUUUGAGGGCAUCGUUAAAGAAGGACUCCCCAAAACCCUCCUGAACCAGAUCUACACAGAGCUCUACAUCACAGAGGGAGGGGCUACAGAGGUCAACCAGGACCUGGAGGACGUGUUGAAGACCACAGACAGAAGACAACUGCCCAAGACCCUGACUGAGAUGUACAUCCACUUCCUGGUGGUUCAGGCCAAACUGAAGAACGUCAAGUACGAUGGAAGAUCUGAGGAAGAUCCCCACUGGAGUCCAGAAACCAGGAAGAUGAUUGAGUCUCUGGGAAAACUGGCCUUUGAGCAGCUGAAGAAAGGAAACCUGAUCUUCUAUGAAUCAGACCUGACAGAGUGUGGCAUCGAUAUCAGCUCAGCCUCAGUGUACUCAGGAGUGUUCACAGCGGUCUUUAGAGAGGAGAGAGGACUGUACCAGGACAAGAGGUUCUGCUUCAUCCAUCUGAGUGUCCAGGAGUUUCUGGCUGCUCUUCAUGUCCAUCAGACCUUCAUCAACAGUGGAGUCAAUCUGCUGUCAGAAGAACAAACCACAUCCUGGUGGUCUGAGUCCAUAUUCAGUAUAUACCAAUAUAUAUGGAAACUCUUGAGACAUCAACAAACUACACCCCAGAGCUCUGGAUCUGCAGAGACUCAGUUCUACCAGACCGCUGUGGACCAGGCCUUACAGAGUCCAAAUGGACACCUGGACCUGUUCCUCCGCUUCCUCCUGGGUCUAUCACUGCAGACCAAUCAGUGUCUCCUACAAAGUCUGAUGAAACCAACAGGAAGUAGCUCAGAGACCAACCAGAAAACUGUUGAGUACAUCAAGAAGAUGAUCAGUGAGAAUGUGUCUGCAGAGAGAAGCAUCAACCUGUUCCACUGUCUGAAUGAACUGGAGGAUGGAUCUCUGGUGGAUCAGAUCCAACAGUACCUGAAAUCAGGACGUCUGUCCACAGAACAACUGUCUCCUGCUCAGUGGUCAGCUCUGGCCUUCAUCUUACUGUCAUCAGAAAAAGACCCGGAUGUGUUUGACCUGAAGGAAUACUCUGGUUCAGAGGAGGUUCUUCUGAGGCUGCUGCCAGUGGUCAAAGCCUCCAACAAAGCUCAACUCAGCGGCUGUAACCUGUCAGAGAGAAGCUGUGAAGCUCUGUCCUCAGUUCUCAGAUCCCAGUACUGUAGUCUGACACUUCUGGAUCUGAGCAACAACGACCUGAAGGAUUCUGGAGUGAAGAUCCUGUCAGAUGGACUGAAGAGUCCAGGAUGCAGACUGGACACUCUGAGAUUGUCAGGAUGUCUGAUCACAGAGGAAGGAUGUUCUUCUCUGGUCUCAGCCCUACAGUCCAAUCCAUCCCAUCUCAGACAGCUAGACCUGAGCUACAACCAUCCAGGAGCCUCAGGACAGGAGCUGUCUGCUCUAGUGGAGGAUCCACACUGGAGACUGGACAUUGUCAGGUUGGAUCCUGCUGGAGUCCGAUGGUUGAAACCAGGUCCAAGGAAGUAUUUCUGUGAACUCAUCCUGGAUCCAAACACAGUGAACGAACACCUCAAACUGUCUGAAAACAACAAGAAGGUGAAACGAGUGGAGGAGGUUCAGUCAUAUCCUGAUCAUCAAGACAGAUUUGACUACUAUCCUCAGCUGAUUAGUUCAACUGGUCUGACUGGUCGCUGUUACUGGGAGGUCCAGUGGAGUGGAUGGGUUGAAAUAUCAGUGACUUACAGAGGAAUCAAAAGGAAAGGACGCAGUGAUGACUGUGUGUUUGGAGGAAAUGAUCAGUCCUGGAGUCUGGAGUGUAAUAAAGGUGAAUACAGGGUCUGGCAUAAAGUGAAAUACACACCACUCCCUAAGGCCUCCUUCUGGGAGUCCUUCUCCUCCUCUGGUACAGUAUCAGUGUAUGUGGACUGUCCUGCUGGAUCUGUGUCCUUCUACAGAGUCUCCUCUGACAAACUGAUCCACCUCCACACCUUCAAAACCACAUUCACUGAACCACUGUUUGGAGGAUUUGGACUGAUGGAAAAAGGAUCCACAGUGUGUGUGAGGCUGACACACAGUCCAGUCUCCGUCCAUUGGCCUGUUUCCACAUCUGUGCUCACCAGGCUGUAUACAGACAGCUUUAAAGAAGCUCAGACUGCAGCUCCAAGUGGCUUUUCUGUCAACAGCCUGCAGCGGUUGGCCUUCACACAGUCCAGCUUGAAAUGGGACUGA